This is a messenger RNA of Cygnus atratus (black swan), 2464 nucleotides long. It is a transcript of the gene DNAJB5, whose product is annotated as DnaJ heat shock protein family (Hsp40) member B5. Gene Ontology annotation, cellular component: cytosol. Gene Ontology annotation, biological process: negative regulation of transcription by RNA polymerase II. NCBI's taxonomy places the organism in Eukaryota, Metazoa, Chordata, Aves, Anseriformes, Anatidae. The record is from RefSeq and is a predicted model, not a curated record. Gene Ontology annotation, molecular function: protein-folding chaperone binding.
CGGCUGCCAGCCGGCACGGUGGCACUGCCUUGCCCCGACGCGACGCGUUCCCCUCGAGCUGCCUGAGCAAAACUUGGGGCUUCGCCCGGCCCCGGCGCUGCUAUGCCGGCCAUCCUGCUCUUCUGGAGCCGCGCGGAGAGGAAUAAGUACUCGGCACCAGGCAGCGUCGCCGUCAUGGGGAAGGACUAUUACAAGAUUCUGGGCAUCCAGUCUGGAGCCAACGAGGACGAGAUCAAGAAAGCCUACCGGAAAAUGGCCCUGAAGUACCACCCUGAUAAGAAUAGACCCAACGCCGAGGAGAAGUUCAAGGAGAUCGCAGAGGCUUACGACGUCCUGAGCGACCCCAAGAAGCGAGCCGUGUAUGACCAGUACGGGAGGAAGGGUCUCAAGACUGGAGGUGGCUCUUCAGGUGGCUCGGGGAACACUUUCCACUACACCUUCCACGGAGACCCCCACGCCACCUUUGCGUCUUUCUUCGGAGGCUCCAACCCCUUCGAUAUCUUCUUCGCUAGCAGCCGCUCCCGGGUGUUCAAUGGCUUUGACCAGGAAGACAUGGAUAUCGAUGACGAUGAUGAUCCUUUCAGUGCCUUCGCGUUUGGCUUCAACGGCAUUAAUGGGGUUCACCGGCGGCACCAGGAGUCCCUGCACACGCGGAGGAAGGUCCAAGACCCACCCGUUAUCCACGAGCUGAAGGUGUCCCUGGAAGAGAUCUACCAUGGCUCCACCAAGAGAAUGAAGAUCACCCGCAGAAGGCUCAACGCUGAUGGCCGGACCAUGCGGACUGAGGAUAAGAUCCUAAACAUUGUCAUCAAACGGGGUUGGAAGGAGGGAACCAAAAUCACAUUCCCCAAAGAAGGGGACGCCACGCCGGACAACAUCCCUGCUGACAUCGUCUUCAUCCUCAAGGACAAGCCUCACUCACACUUCAAGAGGGACGGGACAAACGUGGUCUACACUGCAAACAUCAGUCUUAAAGAGGCCCUGUGCGGCUGCACCGUGAACAUUCCCACCAUCGACGGGAGGGUGAUCCCGCUGCCCUGCAACGACAUCAUCAAGCCAGGCACAGUGAAGAGACUGCGCGGGGAAGGGCUGCCCUUUCCCAAGGCCCCCAACCAGCGAGGAGACUUGAUCGUGGAGUUCAAAAUCCGCUUCCCAGACAGAAUAGCUCCCCAGACGAGACAGAUCCUCAAGCAGCACCUCCCGUGCUCCUAGAGCCCCGGGGACUCUUCUCCAAGCAGCAAUACUCCAAACGCACGUGCCACAGCAUCCGGCCCACACGGAGCAGAGGUGCCAGAGCACUUUCAAAUGCAAAAAAAACACUUUCCUUCCCCAAAAAUCCCAUCCAUCCCUCCCACCCCUUCCCCUCUCAGCCUGUUUUCUACUCCAGCGGCGGGGGAAUGGUGAGCGCAGGCUCCUGCCCUUGCAGCUCUCCUCACUGCCAGCCUUUUUUUCGUUUUGUUUUGUUUUUCUAGAGGUCCAGCUUUGCUGCCUUGCACAAGCGAGCGGCACGGGCUGUUUGCCCGGGAGGUGCAUCACUUUGUGUUUUUUGUGUCACCUGCUUUUCAAGCCAACCCUCUGACUAGAGGAUGGGCUCAUAGGGGAUUAAGCGCAAUGUAAAUAGGACUUCACAGGAUCUCACAUCCCACCGUGUUAGUUUUCUCCUCCCCUCUUUGAUACUUGCUGCUGUUCGGGGUCCCGGCCAUACCGAGGUGCCAAGGAAACUCCUGAGCGCGUACGGCCAAGGGACCGCUCCUGCGCGCGGUGGCCACUGUAGCCGGACCGUUUCUAACCAGGGACCACGGUACCUAGUCCUACUGCGGUCCACUCUCCUGUGCCAAGACCACCACCGAGCAUCACCUGUGCCAAUCAACGGAGCUCAAAGCACUUGGGGAUGGUCCCUUCCAGCCUCCUGCCCCCGCUGUCCCCCGUGCCUGCUGCCAGCCGGGGGGACGGGGGAGCCCAGGGUGGGAGCUUUCUUGUUCAGAUGUGUUGAGUUUGCAUUGCUGCUUUUUUUUAUACAUAUAUUUAGCUUGUUAGGUAAACUCCAUAAGGGUUUGCUCUGCCCGUUUUGGGUUUCCUGGAGUGGUUCACCCCAGCUUUUGGGGAGCAGCUCAGCCAUACCAACAUCAUGCCUGUGAGAACAUAGUAUGUGUGUAGCACAAGUCUGGGUGCAAAAGCAGAGCCAAGCGUCAGCAGAGCUGUGGUUUUGACAAGCGUUUGAGUUCAACCUUAGGGAUUUUAUUAGGAAGAGUAAGGCACGUGUAUAUAUUUUUCUACAGGGACGUUUAAUUCAGGAGGUAUUUCUGGGUGUUAUGGUGGAGCUGGAAGGAGCAUGAGGCAAUCUGCUUGGUGGUUUUGUUUUUAAAUGCUGUAUUUUUUUAAAAACUUUGGAUUUCCAUCAGGAGAAUUUUUAUAUUUCUUACCUUUCUCGGCCAACUCUGCCUCUUGCCAGUUUUUCCCAGGA